AUGUUCCGUCUAGACGUCCAACUUCCCGGUAUUUCGCGCAUAAUCGACCUGGGCGUCUCAGUGCUAGCCACACUGGGAAAAAACGGCUCGACAGCUCCUACAGAAGGCUGCAUCCAUUCACCAACGAGUCGGGACUGUUGGAAAGAUGGGUUUGAUCUGUACACUGACUACGAAAGCGCAAUUCCCACUGGGAAACUGGUCCAGUAUGAUCUGACGAUCUCCAACGCCGUCAUGGCGGCCGACGGAUACUUGACAAACAUGACUGUGGUUAAUGGGCAAUUUCCUGGUCCUACAAUUGAGGCGACUGGGGUGAUACAUCCUUUGCUGACGUAUAAGUUCUGGAUCGACGGGCACAACUUUACUGUUAUUCAAAAUGAUUUUGUGCCGAUCAAGCCGUACGUCACGGACGUUUUGAUUGUUGGAAUUGCGCAGCGCUACGAGAUUAUCAUCGAGGCGAAUGCGACGUUCACCCACAGCUCCAACUUCUGGAUCCACGGGACUUACUGUGACGACGACAGUAUGUUAGACUCGAGGGUUGGGAUUAUUCGAUAUGAUGCGUAUGAUCGGCAGGAUCCAUUCACGUUGCCGCCCAGCGCGCGUGUCGUCGACUAUGGCUGUGAGGAUCCCAAGCCCACCGACCUAGUCCCCAUCGUCCCACGUACCGUGGGCAAGGAGGUAAACGGAUUCACCCCGGCAGACUACCUCCGGAUCGGGCUGCAGAACUGGCCCAAUGUCUCGGACCCAAACAGCCUCAUCCACAAGUGGGUUCUGGUGAACCGUACGCAGUAUAUCGACUGGCGCGAUCCUAGCCUCUUGCGGCUGGCGACGGCAGACGACGAGCCGCGGCCUUUGUUCCAUCCGGAUACAGUCCCUAUAUACCUGGACUACGAAACAGACGACUGGGUGUACUUUGUCAUAGAAAAUAACUACACCCUUAGCGAGGCGCACACGCCGCGUACCAUCCCUCGCUCCGUGCACCCCAUCCACCUCCACGGCCACGACUUCCUCAUUCUCGCCCAGGGCACGGGCGAGUUUACCAAGGACGUAGUUCCGAAGUUGGAUAACCCGGCGCGGAGAGACGUGGUUAAUUGUCCAAUCGGGGGGUAUGUGUGGAUCGCCUUCCAGGUUAAUAAUCCCGGAGCAUGGCUGAUGCACUGCCAUAUUGCGUGGCACGCGAGCGCCGGGCUCUCCCUGCAGUUUAUUGAGCAGCCUAAGCGCAUUCCCGAAUUGGUGAACAUCUCAGGGGCGUUGCCAGACCUGAAGCAGCGGUGCCAGGACUGGACGGAGCAUUAUAACACGACAAACGUGCCGAAGGGGGCGUUGCAGGACGAUUCGGGGAUUUGA
Molecule: messenger RNA, 1344 nt
Organism: Aspergillus tanneri
Lineage: Eukaryota; Fungi; Ascomycota; Eurotiomycetes; Eurotiales; Aspergillaceae
Exons: 4
Coding region: 1-1344 (447 amino acids)
Molecular function (GO): copper ion binding; oxidoreductase activity
Source: RefSeq, a predicted model, not a curated record